AUGUUGGAUACAUUUUCACUCUUAACAUUUGAUUAUGAUUUGGAUAAUUUAAACCACCUAUCCGAAAUCACUAACCGACGCAAUACAGAAACUAAAACUGAACCAUCAGAAAUGAGUUUCGCAAUGUCAAUUUGGUUGAAUGCAUUAAAACGUGUUACAGUUAAUGGCAUGCCAACUUUUGUCAAUGAUUAUCUAUUGAAAAUUGAUAGACAAUAUCAACAUGCUUUGGGAAUACUGGAGAAUCAUGUAGAAAAUAUAAUUCAAAACUGUCAAAAAGAAAUGGAUCCAAAUGCCAGACCAGUAAAUCUGGUUGCAUCAUUAAUAUCAUCAUUACAAAAGGAUGAAGCAACAGAGAAAAGAAAACCUGAAAAAGAACAGAUAGGAACUACGAAAAAAGAAUUAUUAGGUGAAGUAUUAGGAUUAAUUGUGGCCGAUUUUGAUACAUCAUCAAGUAUUCUAUCAUGGUUUAUUCAUUUUGUAAAUAAAUGUCAAUAUAUUGACUGUGUCAUAAAAGAAAUACUUAGAUUGGCACCAAUUUUAUUUGGUACAUUGCGAACACUUCUCAAUGAUACUGUUAUUGAUGGAAUCAAAUUUUAUAAAGGAGAUACACUUGCAUCAUUAUUUACUUUAAUGCAACAUGAUCCAAGAUAUUGGAAAUUAGAUCCAACUGAAUUUAUUCCAGAAAGAUUUUUUGGUGUUGAUGCGCCCGAUGUCAAUUAUAAUCCAUUUGUUUUUAUUUCAUUCGGAGGUGGACAUCGAGCUUGUAUUGGACAAGAUUUAGCUCGACUAGAAUUAAAAGUAAUCAUUAUACGUUAUAUGUUAUUCGUUACUUUUAUUGAUGCACCUGGAAACAAUGGUGGUCAUCGUCAAAGAAUAACAAUUGCACCGAAAGAAUUAGCGGUUUCAAUGAAAUUUGAUUAA
Rotaria sordida is the source of this 921-nucleotide messenger RNA. Lineage: Eukaryota; Metazoa; Rotifera; Eurotatoria; Philodinida; Philodinidae. The record is from the annotation of a GenBank genome assembly.